AUGUUUUAUUUAUAAAUGUUAGAAAUGUAAAAGCUUAUUAUGAUGUUUAUUAUGAUUUUAUUAUAUUUCGGAAUACGAUUAUAAGCAGAAACAAACAAAUAAUAAUAUAAUUUCUAACGCGGGUUUAUAUUUUUUGAUUUUUUAUGUAAAACUCAUAAGGCGUGUUAAUUUUAAUAUAAAAGAAUGAUUGAAGGAAUGAAUAAUGUUAUAAGAUUUUAUCCUUUUUAUUUAAUUUUGACAGUUCAAUAAAAAAUAAGGUUAGUUUCAAGCAGUAUUCGUGAUAUUUAAGUGCUUGAUGCAAAUUAAAUUGAUGCUAUAAUUUAAAUAAAGAGAACGGCUGAAUUAAAGAACUAUUUGGAAGGAGAGUUAAAAUGCUUAGGAAUGAAUUAGUUAAGCUAUCUAUACAUAAAAGAGAAAGAAGAAGAAGAAAAAAGAAAGAUUUAAUCUUAAUUCUAAAUAUAUAUUAACAUAUGCAUAUGUAAAUGA
Messenger RNA from Tetrahymena thermophila SB210, 486 nucleotides. RefSeq names its product transmembrane protein, putative. NCBI's taxonomy places the organism in Eukaryota, Ciliophora, Oligohymenophorea, Hymenostomatida, Tetrahymenidae. The record is from RefSeq and is a predicted model, not a curated record. The transcript has 3 exons.